This is a messenger RNA of Acanthosepion pharaonis, 1494 nucleotides long. Lineage: Eukaryota; Metazoa; Mollusca; Cephalopoda; Sepiida; Sepiidae. The record is from the annotation of a GenBank genome assembly.
AUGUGGCGGUCGUCUUCGAGGCUGUCAGGUCGCGUAGCGUUGGUAGCUGGUCAAACCGAAAAAAGCUCUAAGGAACAGUGUAGCGAUUCUCUGCGCGCAAACCGACUGUCUUCGUGCGCGCAGGCCGUCCCUCGGCAUGUGGCGGUCGUCUUCGAGGGCUGUCAGUCGCGUAGCGUUGGCCGUCCUCGGCAUGUGGCGGUCGUCUUCGAGGGCUGUCAGUCGCGUAGCGUUGGUAAGCGGUCAAACCGAAAAAGCUCUAAGUCUAAGAACAGUGUAGCUAUUCUCUGCGCGCAAAACCGACUGUCUUCGUGUGCGCAGGCCGUCCUCGGCAUGUGGCGGUCGUCUUCGAGGGCUGUCAGUCGCGUAGCGUUGAACAGUGUAGCGAUUUUCUGCGCGCAAACCGACUGUCUUCGUGCGCGCAGGCCGUCCUCGGCAUGUGGCGGUCGUCUUCGAGGCUGUCAGUCGCGUAGCGUUGGUAAGCGGUCAAACCGAAAAAGCUCUAAGUCUAAGAACAGUGUAGCGAUUUUCUACGCGCAAACCGACUGUCUUCGUGCGCGCAGGCCGUCCUCGGAAUGUGGCGGUCGUCUUCGAGGCUGUCAGUCGCGUAGCGUUGGCCGUCCUCGGCAUGUGGCGGUCGUCUUCGAGGCUGUCAGUCGCGUAGCGUUGGUAAGCGGUCAAACCGAAAGCUCUAAGUCUAAGAACAGUGUAGCGAUUUUCUGCGCGCAAACCGACUGUCUUCGUGCGCGCAGGCCGUCCUCGGAAUGUGGCGGUCGUCUUCGAGGCUGUCAGUCGCGUAGCAGGUCAAACCGAAAAAGCUCUAAGUCUAAGAACAGUGUAGCGAUUUUCUGCGCAAACCGACUGUCUUCGUGCGCGCAGGCCGUCCUCGGCAUGUGGCGGUCGUCUUCAGGCUGUCAGUCGCGUAGCGUUGGUAAGCGGUCAAACCGAAAAAGCUCUAAGUCUAAGAACAGUGUAGCGAUUUUCUGCGCGCAAACCGACUGUCUUCGUGUGCGCAGGCCGUCCUCGGCAUGUGGCGGUCGUCUUCGAGGCUGUCAGUCGCGUAGCGUUGGUAAGCGGUCAAACCGAAAAAGCUCUAAGUCUAAGAACAGUGUAGCUAUUCUCUGCGCGCAAACCGACUGUCUUCGUGUGCGCAGGCCGUCCUCGGCAUGUGGCGGUCGUCUUCGAGGCUGUCAGUCGCGUAGCGUUGGUAAGCGGUCAAACCGAAAAAGCUCUAAGUCUAAGAACAGUGUAGCGAUUUUCUGCGCGCAAACCGACUGUCUUCGUGCGCGCAGGCCGUCCUCGGCAUGUGGCGGUCGUCUUCGAGGCUGUCAGUCGCGUAGCGUUGGCCGUCCUCGGCAUGUGGCUGAAGUCUUCGAGGCUGUCAGUCGCGUAGCGUUGCGCAAUAUCUAUCUAUCUAUCUAUCUAUCUAUCUAUCUAUCUAUCUAUCUAUCUAUCUAUCUCCGCUUUCUCUCUUUCUAUAUAUAUGUGUGCGCGUGA